Molecule: messenger RNA, 653 nt
Organism: Cylas formicarius (sweet potato weevil)
Lineage: Eukaryota; Metazoa; Arthropoda; Insecta; Coleoptera; Brentidae
Exons: 2
Coding region: 137-580 (147 amino acids)
Molecular function (GO): odorant binding
Source: RefSeq, a predicted model, not a curated record
GCAAAUGCAUAACUACAAGCGCUACUGCGUCGUAUUCUUAUACCGCGUUUUUAAUCUCAAAUAGAGAGAAGCAUUUUAUUCGCUCCAAUAAGAAUAUUUAUUAUAUAGAAUUCAAACGUACAAGAUAACAUAAAAAAUGCGUGUUAUAUUUGUUUUGUGCAGUGUUUUUGUCGCCUCCUUGGCCUACACCAACGAGGAUAUUCAAAAAUUAAAGCAGUUUCACUCCGCCUUCUUCAAAUGCCAAGAAUCUCCAGCGACUCAUAUCGACGAAGAAGUUUUAACCAAAGUUAGAAACCACCAACGGCUUACGCAAGUGCCCGAAAACACUGGAGAUUUCUUACUCUGUCUGGCGCAGCAUCUUCAACUGCAAGACGCGGAUGGAAACCUUAACUUAGCAACGAUUAGGGAACGGAUUCAACAUCACGAGAAGGAUCCGAGCAGAGUAGACGAAUUGAUGGAUACGUGCAUUGUCCAGAAACUCACGCCACAAUAUACCGCGAUACACAUGUUUGCCUGUUUGUCGCGAGAAGGCCUGAAAGUCGGACACACGAAAGUUGAAGCCCUAUUGGAAGUGCUUUAGAAAGUGUCAUUUUGCACUCAUUGUUCUUUUCUCUUGUGACUGUUUCUCAGCUUUAAUAAAUUGUUGAAUUUUA